Messenger RNA from Trifolium pratense (red clover), 2534 nucleotides. Its product is annotated as luminal-binding protein. Gene Ontology annotation, molecular function: ATP-dependent protein folding chaperone; heat shock protein binding; ATP hydrolysis activity. Gene Ontology annotation, cellular component: cytoplasm; endoplasmic reticulum chaperone complex; endoplasmic reticulum lumen. The transcript is spliced from 8 exons. NCBI's taxonomy places the organism in Eukaryota, Viridiplantae, Streptophyta, Magnoliopsida, Fabales, Fabaceae. The record is from RefSeq and is a predicted model, not a curated record. Bases 344 to 2335 code for a protein of 663 amino acids. Gene Ontology annotation, biological process: cellular response to unfolded protein; endoplasmic reticulum unfolded protein response; protein refolding.
GUUCGAUACGUUGAGGUCUCAAGAAUGAACGGUAGAUAUGUUCCCAAGUCAAGGAGCAAUAUAAUUGGUCAGAACAAGCGUAUGCAGAAUCCCAAUUGGUCCACGUCAUCAGCAGUGACAUGUUCGUGCGUAAUAAAGCUUUGAGUUGACGAAAGUACCUUCCGGAAGAAUCGAACCUGGAUUCGACGAACCACUAUAUAACGGCUCAGACCUUUCUUCCAAAAACCAACAAACUGAAAAACCGAUUGCACCUGCAACUUCUUCAACUUCACCAUUUCAAUUGUAAUCGCCGACGCUAUUUAGAAGAAGAACACAAAACGCAGAUAGUGUUAUAGAGAGAGCAAUGGUUCGAGCUUUUAUAAUUGUUCUCGGCAUUAUUUCAUUAGGAUGUCUAAUUGAAAGUUCCAUUGGGAAAGAGGAAGCCACAAAGUUGGGGACUGUUAUUGGGAUAGAUCUUGGAACAACCUAUUCUUGUGUGGGUGUUUAUAAGAAUGGCCAUGUUGAGAUCAUAGCCAACGACCAAGGUAACCGUAUCACACCAUCAUGGGUUUCAUUCACCGACGAUGAGAGACUUAUUGGGGAGGCUGCAAAGAAUCUUGCAGCUGUCAACCCUGAAAGGACCAUCUUUGAUGUCAAGAGACUUAUCGGAAGAAAAUUUGAAGAUAAGGAAGUUCAAAGAGACAUGAAGCUUGUUCCUUACAAGAUUGUCAACAAGGAUGGAAAACCUUAUAUUCAGGUUAGAGUAAAGGAUGGUGAGACCAAGGUGUUCAGCCCUGAGGAAAUCAGUGCCAUGAUUCUUGGUAAAAUGAAGGAAACCGCUGAAGCAUUCCUCGGCAAGACUAUUCGUGAUGCCGUGGUCACUGUCCCAGCUUACUUCAAUGAUGCUCAGAGGCAGGCCACCAAGGAUGCCGGUGUCAUUGCUGGUUUGAAUGUUGCUAGAAUUAUUAAUGAACCCACCGCCGCUGCCAUCGCUUAUGGAUUGGACAAGAAAGGUGGAGAGAAGAACAUUCUUGUCUUUGAUCUUGGAGGUGGAACUUUUGAUGUCAGUAUCUUGACAAUUGAUAACGGUGUUUUUGAGGUUCUUUCAACAAAUGGUGAUACUCAUCUUGGAGGUGAGGACUUUGAUCAGAGAGUAAUGGAGUACUUCAUUAAAUUGAUCAAGAAAAAGCAUGGAAAGGAUAUCAGCAAGGACAACAGAGCACUUGGAAAGCUGAGGAGGGAGAGUGAGCGUGCCAAGAGAGCUCUUAGUAGCCAGCACCAAGUCCGCGUGGAAAUUGAAUCACUUUUUGACGGCGUUGAUUUCUCCGAGCCACUUACCCGUGCUCGAUUUGAAGAGUUGAACAAUGAUUUGUUCCGGAAGACAAUGGGGCCUGUUAAGAAGGCAAUGGACGAUGCUGGUUUACAGAAGAGUCAGAUUGAUGAGAUUGUUCUUGUUGGUGGAAGCACAAGGAUUCCAAAGGUACAACAGCUUUUAAAGGAUUACUUUGACGGAAAGGAGCCAAACAAGGGUGUUAACCCUGAUGAAGCAGUUGCCUUUGGUGCUGCAGUUCAAGGAAGUAUUUUGAGUGGGGAGGGUGGUGAAGAAACCAAAGAUAUCCUUCUCUUGGACGUUGCUCCUCUAACCCUUGGAAUUGAAACUGUUGGCGGAGUGAUGACAAAGUUGAUUCCUAGAAACACUGUUAUCCCUACCAAAAAGUCUCAGGUUUUUACCACAUACCAGGAUCAGCAGACAACCGUCUCCAUUCAGGUGUUUGAAGGUGAGAGGAGUCUUACAAAGGAUUGCCGGCUCCUUGGUAAAUUCGAUCUGUCUGGAAUUCCACCAGCUCCAAGAGGUACCCCUCAAAUUGAAGUGACCUUUGAAGUUGAUGCAAAUGGUAUUCUAAAUGUUAAAGCAGAAGACAAGGGCACUGGCAAAUCAGAAAAGAUCACCAUUACCAACGAAAAGGGUCGUUUGAGCCAAGAGGAAAUUGAACGGAUGGUUCGUGAAGCCGAGGAGUUUGCUGAGGAAGACAAAAAAGUCAAGGAAAGAAUUGACGCCCGAAAUGCCCUAGAAACCUACAUCUACAACAUGAAAAACCAAGUCAGUGACAAAGACAAACUGGCCGAUAAGUUGGAAUCAGAUGAAAAGGAAAAAAUUGAGACCGCCGUGAAGGAAGCAUUGGAAUGGUUGGAUGACAACCAGAGUGUGGAGAAAGAAGAAUAUGAGGAGAAGCUUAAAGAAGUAGAAGCUGUCUGUAAUCCCAUCAUCACCGCCGUCUACCAGAGAUCAGGUGGUGCCCCAGGUGGCGGUGCAUCAGGUGAAGACGAGGAGGAUGAAUCUCACGAUGAACUCUAGAGAUGUUUUGAGCUAGAUACAUGAUGAUGAGAUAAGAAGAAGCAAUAGGUUAGGCAGAGUCUGUUAAAUUGUCUGAUAGGUGGGAAUUAAAAAUUUCCCCUGCGCAGCUGCGCUUGCUUUUUGGUCAGCGAACAUACUUGCAAAAUUAUUUGUACUUCCUUUUUUGCUAGUUUAUGAGAAGACUUAUUAUUCUCCUGUA